Salvia miltiorrhiza (redroot sage) is the source of this 1615-nucleotide messenger RNA. Its product is annotated as stemmadenine O-acetyltransferase-like. The coding region runs from base 174 to 1463 and encodes 429 amino acids. The record is from RefSeq and is a predicted model, not a curated record. The transcript has a single exon. NCBI's taxonomy places the organism in Eukaryota, Viridiplantae, Streptophyta, Magnoliopsida, Lamiales, Lamiaceae.
UAAAUAAAGUGUACGUAAGUAGCUGUAUAUUGUCUUGUAUAGCUAUAUGUCAUUCAAUUCAUAUCGAUCUAAUUUGGCCUGACUAUUCUCAAAGCUAUGGACAAUUACUCUAUUUAAAAGGGGGAUUAAUAACUAAGCUGAUGAGUAACUAAAAAGGUAGAAAAAAAAAAAAAAUGGAAUGCGAGAUGAUUUCAAUGGAGAAAAUAAAGCCGGCUUCAGCAACACCUCAUCACCUUAGAAUCUACAAGAUCUCCCUGCUCGAUCAGUUGGUGCUUCAUGCCUACGCCUCAGUAAUUUUAUUCUUCUCCGGCAGCAGCGGCGGCAGCAGCCUACAGCAUCUAAAGGAUUCACUUUCUCAAACUCUGGCCACCUUUUAUCCGUUGGCCGGAGUCGUGAGAGACGCCUUGUCUGUAGACUGCAACGACCAAGGCCUUGUAUUCUAUGUGGCGAAGGUGAAAGGCGAAAUCAGAGACUUUCUUCAAAACCCUAAUAUUGAGUUGAUGAACAAAUUCCUUCCCGGUGGAUGCAACCCAGAGAAACCGCCGUGUCCCGGCGAUAACGUGAUGGUGAUUCGGUUGAACUGCUUCGAUUGCGGCGGCAUCGCCAUGUCUAUCAUGUUCGAUCAUUGCGUUGCAGACUUAAAUUCAAUCUCCACAUUUCUCCGAUGUUGGGCAGCCAAUGCAAGAGGGUGCGAUCAAGUUUCCACCUUGAACUGCAUCGCGCAAUCUUCGUUCCCACAGAAGCCAUCACUGCCGAGGAACUUAGUCCCAGUCUACAAUUUGAUGAAAUACUGGAGCGUUGGGAAGUUCGUGAUGAGAAGAUACGUUUUCAACGCCUCGGCUCUAUCCAUUCUCAAGGCGGAGCUGAGUAGCGGCGGUGCCACCCCAUCGCGCGUGGACGUGGUGACCGCCGUGAUAUGGAAAUCCUUCAUGGCUGCGGCAGCUGCUGAUUCCGCCGGGAAACCCUUCCUGAUGAGUCACGCGGUCAACCUGCGGAGACGGGCAGCGCCGCCUUUCCCGGACGACAGUUUCGGCAAUUUCUUGUGGGUGGCGACGGCCGUGUGCAGCAACCCUGAGGAGGAGUUGAAAGAGUUGGUGUGGGAGGGGAAGAAGGAGAUAAGAAAGAUCGAUGGGGAGUUUGUGAGACGAGUGGAGGGUGGAUGUUUGGAGAAAUGGAGGAAUGAGAUGCCGGAAGAAGGUAAGUGGAUAUGUUUCACGAGCUGGGCGAAUAUGGGUGUGUACGAGGUGGAUUUGGGGUGGGGGAAGCCAGUGUGGGUGUCCAGAAAUGUGUGGGAUGAGUCCCACAAGGAAACUAUGUUUCCUAAUGAAAUGGUGACUUUGAUUGACACCAGAGAUGGACGUGGAAUAGAAGCGUGGAUCAUUCUUAAUCACAAAUAUGUUGCGGCUUUCGAGAAGAAUGACGAAAUUGUUAAGUAUGCUCAAGUUAAUCCCGCUGCGCUUUGACUCCACCACCUACCCUGCACUUUCUACAAUAUCUAUAUGUUGUUUUUUCUCCAAUAACUUCCCUUUAAUUUCGUUAGGAAGCAUCUACUUUGUAAAAUUAAUAUCUUAUUUACUUUGACAAAUAAAUUGAAAUAUUUAAAUACCUUUGAUUA